AUGCAACCCAUCGGUCGACGACGCCGCUGGCGUGAUGUAGUGGAGCGCGCCCAAUUUAAUGCGCAAUUACGGCAAUUGCGGGAUCCUGUCCCUGGGGAUAAUAUUGGAAUGGCUUUGACCGAAACACUGCAUCAAGCCAUUGAAACAGAACUGGGCCGCGAGCAGCGACCUGCCCACCAUUUCGUGAAUUUUGCCAUCACGGCGCAUGGGUUCACCCACGCUUAUCAAACAGCCAAUUUUACCGUGGGGGAAUUUUUACAACGCACGGCACGAUUGGAUGAGAUGUUGGCCACCUUGGCCGGCAAGUUGAAUAGCAAUGAAGCCUUCAACCCCGAUCGCGGUUUCCAAGUGGAUGUGGUGUUUGUCUCUAUGCCUGGUCGAGGGUCUGGUCGACAUAAACAACGCAAUGCGGGACGUCUAUGCCUGGAUCGAGACAACAAGAAAAAACGUUGUAUCGUUACCAUCCGAAACAGAGAUGCCUUAUGCUGUGCUCGCGCUAUCGUCACCAUGCGAGCCCACUGCCAUAAAGAUCAAGGCGUGGAUGGGUUUCGCGACUGGGACAAUCUCAAACGGGGGCGUCCUGUGCAGUUACGUCAAGCCCAAGCACUCCAUCAGCAAGCGGGGGUGGCUGAGGGUCCCUGUGGUUUACCCGAGCUUCGCCAAAUUCAACAGACGUUGGGGUCUCAGUAUCAACUCUUGGUGAUGACCCGGAUGAAACCCUUUUUUCUCAUCUUCAAAGGCCCUGACGCGCCUCAUCCGAUUCGUUUACUCAAAUCCAACGAUCAUUUUGAUGGUUGUACGUCCUUUCCUGCGUUUGUCAACCGCUCCUAUUAUUGCCUGGACUGUAAACGGGGGUUCAACACCAACGAUCGGACCCAUCACACUUGUCAAGGGAGACGCUGCCGUGCUUGUGGGCGCUUUGAUUGUCAGGAUUAUGUGCGUGGCACCCGCCCCACGGAGUAUUGCAGUCUGUGUCACCGCAAGUUUUACGGUGGGUAUUGCAAACGUCAUCAUGAAGUCACUAAGCAAUGUCAAUCCAUCAAAACCUGUCUCAAAUGUCAGGCCCAGUACACGGUCGUCCCUAACAAACGUCACCAGUGCGGGUAUGCCAAGUGUCCCGUCUGUCAGGAAUGGGUACCCAUCCAGGACCACAAGUGUUACAUUCAACCCGUGGUAGAGAAUGAGGAAGAAGAACCAACCGAGGAGGGGGGAGGUAGCAUGGUGGCGCCACCCCCUCCCCUGUUUGUUUACGCCGAUUUUGAAGCCAUGCAGAAUGCGGAAGGCGUGUUUGUGGCCAAUUUGUUGUGUUAUUCGUCCAGUGAAGAAACCACCAUUCAUGUGUUGGACGGGGAGGACUGUGCCCUACAAUUUUUGCGCGAAUUGGAUGAUCUCACGAACCUACCGGACACAGAGGGUGAACGGAACAUUCUCGUGGUGUUUCACAACUUGAAAGGGUUUGACGGCAUGUUUAUUUUGCACGAACUGUACCAGCAACAACGCGAAGUGGUGGAUCAACUGACAGUGGGCGCGAAAGUGUUGUCCUUCAGGAGCGGCGCUGUCAAAUUCAUUGACUCGUUGUGUUUCUUGCCCAUGCCGUUGGCCUCGUUUCCCAGCACCUUCAAUUUGACCGAAUUAAAAAAGGGCUUCUUUCCGCAUUUGUUCAAUACCCCCGAUCACCAACAGUAUGUGGGCCGCAUCCCCGAUUUGGAAUUUUACGAUCCCGAGGGCAUGAUGGUCAAAAAGAAAGACGAACUGACGCGUUGGCAUGCAGAUCAAUUCCGUCGCAAUGUGCGCUUUGAUUUCCGUCAAGAGAUGAUUGACUAUUGCAAAUCGGAUAUGGCUCUGUUGAAAGCGGGGUGUGAAGCUUUUCAGCAAGAAUUUGAACGGCAGGCCGGUUUCAAUCCUAUGGCCAAGUGUAUCACGAUUGCCAGUGCCUGCAAUCUGUAUUGGCGCAAGCACCAUUUGACCCUUGACACCAUUGCAGUCGAACCGCUAGGGGGUUAG
Porites evermanni is the source of this 2004-nucleotide messenger RNA. NCBI's taxonomy places the organism in Eukaryota, Metazoa, Cnidaria, Anthozoa, Scleractinia, Poritidae. The record is from the annotation of a GenBank genome assembly.